CAUCUCAUCAUGUUGGCUUCUGAGAACAGUUCUUCUCAUCCUUUGUACUUCAUCCUGCUUGGUAUCCCAGGACUUGAGAAUUCUCAGUUUUGGAUUGCCUUUCUGUUCUGUAUCAUGUAUAUUGUGGCUGUUGUGGGCAAUAUCACUGUAGUUCAUAUUAUUCGAAUCGACCAUACUCUUCAUGAACCCAUGUACCUCUUUCUGGCCAUGCUGGCUGUCACCGAUCUGGUCCUCUCUACUUCUACACAACCUAAAACACUGGCUAUAUGCUGGUUCCAUGAUCAUAAGAUUGAAUACCACGCCUGCCUCAUCCAGGUGUUUUUCAUCCAUGCCUUUUCUUCUGUGGAGUCAGGGGUGCUCAUGGCUAUGGCUUUGGACCGUUAUGUGGCCAUCUGCUUCCCACUGCGUCACUCUAGUAUCCUGACUCCAUCUGUGGUGGGCAAAUUGGGGGCAGCAGUGUUGAUGCGUGGGUUGCUGUGGGUGAGCCCCUUCUGUAUCAUGAUCUCCAGAAUGCCCUUCUGCCCUAACAAGAUCAUUCCCCAGUCCUACUGUGAACACAUGGCUGUGCUGAAGUUGGUGUGUGCUGACACUAGAGUAAAUCGCUCAUAUGGGCUCUUUGUAGCAUUCUCAGUGGUGGGCUUUGAUGUGAUGGUCAUCAGUAUAUCUUAUGUGAUGAUUCUGAGAACUGUGCUGGCCUUACCCUCUGGAGAAGCCAGGAUGAAGGCUUUUGGCACCUGUGCUUCCCAUAUCGGAGUUAUCUUGGCUCUUUAUGUCCCGGCCCUCUUCACUUUCCUUACCCAUCGCUUUGGACAUCAUGUGCCUCGGGUGGUUCACAUCAUGUUUGCUAAUAUUUAUCUACUGGUCCCUCCCAUGCUCAACCCCAUUAUUUAUGGGGUUAAAACUAAACAGAUCAGAGACAGGGUUAUCCAAGGAUUUUCUAGGAAAAAAUCCUGA
Messenger RNA from Sorex araneus (European shrew), 954 nucleotides. RefSeq names its product olfactory receptor 52R1-like. The record is from RefSeq and is a predicted model, not a curated record. Gene Ontology annotation, cellular component: membrane. The coding region runs from base 10 to 954 and encodes 314 amino acids. Gene Ontology annotation, molecular function: G protein-coupled receptor activity; olfactory receptor activity. Gene Ontology annotation, biological process: G protein-coupled receptor signaling pathway. The transcript has a single exon. NCBI's taxonomy places the organism in Eukaryota, Metazoa, Chordata, Mammalia, Eulipotyphla, Soricidae.